This is a messenger RNA of Cannabis sativa, 1619 nucleotides long. RefSeq lists its product as uncharacterized. Gene Ontology annotation, molecular function: cysteine-type peptidase activity. The coding region runs from base 12 to 1499 and encodes 495 amino acids. Gene Ontology annotation, biological process: proteolysis. NCBI's taxonomy places the organism in Eukaryota, Viridiplantae, Streptophyta, Magnoliopsida, Rosales, Cannabaceae. The transcript is spliced from 3 exons. The record is from RefSeq and is a predicted model, not a curated record.
UAUUUGUGGAUAUGGAAGAAUUGGUUAUUGGCGAUGAUGGCCAGCCUACUCAGGAUAGUUUGCGCAGCCAAGCUUCAAAGCUUGCACUCACGCUAGAACAGCGAGCGGAGGAAGCUGGAAUCUUCAGAGAUGAUACACCACCACAUUCUCCACCAUCAGGGGCCCGUUCUGUUCCACCGUCUGCCUCAAUGCCCGAUUCUGCAUCUAUGCCGCAGUCAGCAUCUAUUCCCAGCACCUCACAGCCUCAGGUGCCAUUAUCUUCUGCCAUAUUGGCAAGAUUGGAGCGUGUUGAAAAGGAACAGCUUGCUUUGAAGCAAGGCCAGACUGAUAUUUUGAAAGGGCAGAAUGAGAUAAUGGGUUACUUGAAGACCCUAUUGGCUCUUAUGGGAGAUCAGAGAAGGCCCAGCGCAGAGGCAGAGCCACAGCCAGACGCCGUGUCUCCAGGAGAUGAGUUCAUUCUUCCGAAUGAUUACAGACCUAAUGAUGUGGAAGAUGUACUCCAGACACCUCAGAUUAUGUCGGUCACGUCCAUUGGAGAUACCCAAGAUUCAGAGGUUCAGGUUUUAGAGACCGUUCCAACACCGGUGGAGAAGAGAACGAAGAAAAGGCCAAGGUGGUUUGACGAGUACACCGAAAUGAAGAAGAAGAUGAAGCCAUCAACAACCAAUGUGAAUGUUGACCCACUUCGGCCCGUUGAUGAGAAGCUACUACAUAGUUUUCGAAAUUGGUUAGUGGGAACCAUCGGAAACAAGUAUCCGAGGGACGUCUUCACCGGUCUGUGUGGCGUGGCUUGGUUCUCGACCCUAAAUACAGACAAACUAUGGCUUUCUGAUGACCAUUUGGAUGCUGCUUUCCAUAUGAUGAGGAGGAGGCAACACUUCUUCCCGGAGUUGUACCCACGUAAGUGUACUGUCAUGCCAUCUUGGUUUACCUCAUCGUUGAGGGGUCGGUGGGAUGCUUGGAAGAGCAAUACUGACCAUGAUGGUUUUGUUUGGGAUGAGUCCAUCUUGGAACUCCUUCGUGGGGAUCCAAACCAAUUUUUGCCUUCUUGGAAGGGUAUGGAGUGCAUAUACAUGGCCCUGUUCUUGAACGGACCGAAACAUUGGAUCGCUAUGGAGGUCAAUCUUGAGUUGUGGAAGAUAUUCCUCUUCGAUUCGAGUCUUGGAUCUCUAACGAAAGACGAACUGAAUUCGCUUAUGGAUGUGUGGUGCCCUUUACUAGCCAAAUUGGUGGACCAGUGUGGUGUAUGUGACACUCAUUACAUGGUGAUGGUCCCUCAAAUGACAGCCUCCGAAAGUCAGGUCAGACCCUUCGACUGGGAAAUGAUGGACAAUAAAGUUGUACCUCAGACAAAAUCGAGCGGCGAUUGUGGAAUGUACGUCAUAGAGCAUAUUGAGCAUAAGUUAUUGGAUCUACCAUUCGAUGGAGUACAUGAUCAGCAUAUGUCGCUCUUUCGCCAGAGAUGGGCAGUAGAUUUAUUCUACCAGAACUUGGCAUGAACUUUAGAUGUUUAAUUUUUUAUAUUUGUUGAACAAUGUUUACUUUUACACUUUUCAAUUUGAACAAACUACUUUCACUAAAAUUAUUUUAUUUUAUCAGUAGAACUUGUUUUUGGCUCA